Messenger RNA from Solea senegalensis (Senegalese sole), 799 nucleotides. It is a transcript of the gene snrnp25, whose product is annotated as small nuclear ribonucleoprotein 25. NCBI's taxonomy places the organism in Eukaryota, Metazoa, Chordata, Actinopteri, Pleuronectiformes, Soleidae. Gene Ontology annotation, cellular component: U12-type spliceosomal complex. The coding region runs from base 160 to 717 and encodes 185 amino acids. Gene Ontology annotation, biological process: mRNA splicing, via spliceosome. The transcript is spliced from 5 exons. The record is from RefSeq and is a predicted model, not a curated record. Gene Ontology annotation, molecular function: protein binding.
GCGUUGGUGUCUCUCCGGUGUGUAGUUUGUGCUACACAAACUGUUAUUAGUUUCUCGGUGAAAACCAUGAUUUAUUUCAGCAGCAAAUAGAGAACAUGUUUUUGUCGUGUUUUAGCGGUAUUUAAAGAAGCUGUGUGUGUGAUUAAAACUCGCCUGGCGAUGGAGGAGCAGAGUCCUGACACUGAAACUGCUGCAGGAGUAGCUCAGUGUGUGAAAGAGGAGGAGGAGGAGGAGAAGAAAAUGGAGGUGGAGGAGAAGGAGAACCAGGCAGAGGAGGAGGAGGAGGAAGAUGUGGAGGCUCUACCUCACUCAGAAAUCCUGGACAUCUUCGAGGAAGGACUGGCUCAACUUGUGCAGGACCCUUUACUGUGUGACCUGCCAAUCCAGGUGACUCUAGAGGAGGUGAAUUCUCAGAUCGCUCUCGAGUAUGGUCAGGCCAUGACCGUCAGAGUGUUGAAGGCAGACGGAGACGUGAUGCCCAUAGUGGUUGUGCAGAACGCGACUGUCCUGGAUCUGAAGAAAGCCAUUCGUAGAUUCAUGGAGCUGAAACAACAGCGUGAAGGCGGAGUGAAGCACAUCAGCUGGAAAUACGUGUGGAGAACGUACCAUUUAGUGUUUCAGGGGGAAAAACUUGAGGACGACAAGACGAGGCUUAAAGAUUAUGGAAUCAGAAACAGAGAUGAAGUGACAUUCAUGAAACAUCUGAGGAAGAAGUGAAACAAGUGUUACAACCGAUGUCUGACAGAAAACAACAACAACAAAAACAGCAGUUCCUGCAUGUAAAUAAAAUAUAAAACUG